AAGUGCGUCAGAGGUGGGCGGAAGCGUGGCGGUGCCGGGCGGGGUUGGGAACAGAUAACGGGACCUGGGGAGGCGGAAGUGGCAGGGGUCCGGUAUCGGCGCAGAGAAUGAUCAGCCCCGUGUGGUGCCCAGCCCCACAGAGACCAUGUCAGAAACAGUGAAAAGUGAAAAGAACCCAGUGGCCUCCCUGUCUCUCAGCCUCAUCUCUUCCCACAACGACCUCCUGCCCCCCAAGAGCCGACAGAUCUACCCCCAGGGGGACCUGCACAGCAGCAUGGGAUUGGUCAGGGCGGAGCUAGGGGGCGGCGGCCUCCCAGACCAUACUAACCCCAAGUGGUACAAGGAGGGGCAGAACCAGCUGCGCAAGGCGGCCGAGCACGUGAAGGAGGAUCAGAACUGUAACCCAGAUACAGAGAACUCUGACAAGGACUGGGCCAAUCACAACGAGGCCAAGCACGACGAGAUCUCCGCCCUAAACUGCGCCAACCUGAGCGCCCUGCAGGGCACCCCGCUGCUCAUUCAGCUGCCCCCCGGGGAGGAUGAGGAUGAUGUUACCCCGGCUAAGAGCGAGCUCACCGACCCCUUCACCGCCGAAACCUCCGAACUGAGCUCUGAUUUGCUGGAUCUGCAGAUAAACGAGGGCGGCAAAGAGACGAGCGAAGGGACGCGGGAAGGUGGGCGCAGCGCCAGUCUGCUGUUUGGCAUGAGAAACAAUGCGGGCAGCGACGAGGACUCCAGCUGGGCCACCUUGUCCCAAGGCAGCCCCUCCUACAGCUCCCCCGACGACACAGAUGGUUUCUGGACACGGAAUUCUCUGGACACAGAUUCAGAUUUGCCCUCAGGGUGGAUGCGGGUGCAGGACACCUCAGGGACCUACUACUGGCACAUACCCACUGGAACCACUCAAUGGGAACCCCCUUCAGAGCUGUGCAAUGGGGAGCACAAGUUGUACCCCCUCUCUGAUGAGCAUACACCCAAUGAGGAGGAGACCUAUGAGGAGGAGUUGGCAGAUAUUGGGCAGAGUGAGGAGGAAGGGACCAGUGGCCCAGAGCACUUGCCCAGCAUUAGCUCCUGCACACCCACAGAGGGGGAGGAGGAGGAUCCUCAGUCUGAGACGUGUUGUGGGGCCCAGACUUUCCCUGUGUGCUGUCUCGGCUGGGUGGAGAUGACAGAAGAGGAUUUGGCUCCUGGGAGAAGUAGCAUCGCUGUGAAUGGCUGCAUCCGCCAGCUGUCUCUGCACAGCUCCUCCCAUUCCCAGGCCAAGGAGAUGCCUGCUGGAUGUGUCAUCUGCCCCCCCCAGUGCCCCCAGCCUGUGCAUCUGCCCCAAGUGUUUCUGUGGUUACAGAUCAUGGCGGAGAGACGCAGCACUCGCUCACUCAUGAACGGCCUCUUACUGGAUCAGUCCCGAUUGGUGGAUAUUCCUUUCCAAGUCGAGUUCCCGGCUCCAAAGAACGAAUUGGUUCAGCGCUUCCAAGUCUUCUACCUUGGCAACGUGCCCGUCACUAAGCCCGCGGGGAUGGAGGUGAUUAACAAGAUGCUGCAGACUGCACUGGCGAGGAGUAAAGCCGACUGGAUUCCUGUCACCGUUAAUGUGGCGGCUGCAACUGUCACCAUCACCCGGCAACAGACGGAGGAGCCGCUGAGUGAGUGUCGGGUCCGGUUCCUGUCGUUCAUGGGGGUCGGGCAGGACGUUCGCACAUUCGCUUUCAUCAUGGCCGACGCCCCGGGGCAAUUUGUGUGUCACAUGUUCUGGUGCGAACCCAACGCGGCCCAUCUGUCCGAGGCUGUGCAAGCGGCCUGCAUGUUGCGGUACCAGAAGUGCCUGGAUGCCCGCCCCCACGGCUCCUCGUGCCUCCCCACCCCCCCCGCAGACUCAGUGGCUCGCAGGGUGGGCUCCAGCGUACGCCGGGGGGUCCAGUCCCUAAUCGGAUCCUUCAGAACAAAGCGCCCCGGAGGGCAAACGCCGUGACUCCUCCCACCUGUGGCCCCUAACUGGCUCCUCCCACGCGGCGCUCCUCGUCUCUCUUCCUAUUGGGGGCCCCCCCGCUAUAUAAGCUGUUUUGUUUCCCCCGGAGUUUGGGGCCCUUCCCGGCAGAGACACUAGCAAUAAGGCACCGAUUGGCUCUGAUUGGCUGCCGGACUGACACUAUUGGUUGGUUGUCUCCAUGCAGUUGUUUGUGUUGUUGUUUGUGUAAUUGUGACGUAUACACGCCUUAGUAACACUACUAGUGAGUACUAGCGAAUGCUGCUACCCCCCCGGCCCCCCAGCUGUAACUCUCUUAUUUAUAAUCUACUCCUACCUGCGCCCCCUACAGGUGCCCCAGGAGCAGGACUUAUUGCCCCUCAGGCCCCUCCCCUGCCCAGUUGGGCCCCUGUCUCCUCCCACCCACCCAGUUGGGCCCAUGUCUCCUCCCCCCCAGUUGGGCCCCUGUCUCCUCCCACCCACCCAGUUGGGCCCAUGUCUCCUCCCCCCCAGUUGGGCCCCUGUCUCCUCCCACCCAGUUGGGCCCAUGUCUCCUCCCACCCAGUUGGGCCCCUGUCUCCUCCCACCCAGUUGGGCCCCUGUCUCCUCCCACCCAGUUGGGCCCCUGUCUCCUCCCACCCAGUUGGGCCCCUGUCUCCUCCCACCCAGUUGGGCCCCUGUCUCCUCCCACCCAGUUGGGCCCCUGUCUCCUCCCACCCAGUUGGGCCCCUGUCUCCUCCCACCCACCCAGUGGGGCCCCGUGUCUCCUCCCACCCAGUGGGGCCCCGUGUCUCCUCCCCCCCAGUUGGACCCCUGUCUCCUCCCACCCACCCAGUGGGGCCCCGUGUCUCCUCCCACCCACCCAGUGGGGCCCCGUGUCUCCUCCCACCCAGUGGGGCCCCGUGUCUCCUCCCACCCACCCAGUUGGGCCCCUGUCUCCUCCCACCCACCCAGUUGGGCCCCUGUCUCCUCCCACCCACCCAGUUGGGCCCCUGUCUCCACCCACCCAGUGGGGCCCCUGUCUCCACCCACCCAGUGGGGCCCCGUGUCUCCUCCCCCCCAGUGGGGCCCCGUGUCUCCACCCACCCACCCAGUUGGGCCCCUGUCUCCACCCACCCAGUUGGGCCCCUGUCUCCUCCCACCCAGUGGGGCCCCUGUCUCCACCCACCCAGUGGGGCCCCUGUCUCCACCCACCCAGUGGGGCCCCGUGUCUCCUCCCCCCCAGUGGGGCCCCGUGUCUCCACCCACCCAGUUGGGCCCCGUGUCUCCUCCCCCCCAGUGGGGCCCCGUGUCUCCACCCCACCCAGUUGGGCCCCGUGUCUCCUCCCACCCAGUUGGGCCCCGUGUCUCCUCCCCCCCACCCAGUUGGGCCCCGUGUCUCCUCCCCCCCAGUUGGGCCCCGUGUCUCCUCCCACCCAGUUGGGCCCCGUGUCUCCUCCCCCCACCCAGUUGGGCCCCGUGUCUCCUCCCCCCCAGUUGGGCCCCGUGUCUCCUCCCACCCACCCAGUUGGGCCCAUGGCCUGUAUGUGUGGGUGGGGCAGGGUGCCAGCUCCGCCCCCCCCAGUCACUGUCGGUAACAGACCAAGAUUUGCCCCAUGUCAGACUGGUGCUGCUUUUGAAGCCUAUUGGAGGAGGCACAUGGUCUGGGGGCGUGGCUAUACUGUAUGUGGGCGGGAUAUACAAACACUACAUGUUCACAUGAACUCCCAGCUCCUUGGUCCUGUAAGCUCCGCCCACCUUGUGUUUCAUUCAUCCAAUCACAAUAAAGGAAUAACAAGAA
Messenger RNA from Xenopus tropicalis (tropical clawed frog), 3743 nucleotides. RefSeq names its product amyloid beta (A4) precursor protein-binding, family B, member 1 (Fe65) (gene apbb1). NCBI's taxonomy places the organism in Eukaryota, Metazoa, Chordata, Amphibia, Anura, Pipidae. Gene Ontology annotation, molecular function: amyloid-beta binding. Gene Ontology annotation, cellular component: cytoplasm. The transcript is spliced from 13 exons. The coding region runs from base 146 to 1969 and encodes 607 amino acids. The record is from RefSeq and is a predicted model, not a curated record.